Messenger RNA from Austrofundulus limnaeus, 4175 nucleotides. Its product is annotated as E3 ubiquitin-protein ligase MARCH6. Lineage: Eukaryota; Metazoa; Chordata; Actinopteri; Cyprinodontiformes; Rivulidae. Gene Ontology annotation, molecular function: zinc ion binding. The record is from RefSeq and is a predicted model, not a curated record. Gene Ontology annotation, cellular component: endoplasmic reticulum membrane. Gene Ontology annotation, biological process: ERAD pathway.
UCGUGAUUAAUUUUUUUUUUUUGCCAAUAUUGCCCAACCCUAUGGGUUUAUACACACUUAAAGCUCAUACUGUCCUUUUCUGAGACAAGAGGCACAGYGGCUGUAGAAAACUUGUCUAACAGAAAUAUUUUUGGUAAACCUGCAGCACUGUCCGAGUAUUUAAAGCGGUGUAUUUUCAGAAAAUAAACUUUAUUAUUGAGUUAUCWUGUGUUUUGUCGCCAUCUAGCGGUGGCUGAAUGGUACAGUCGCGUUUUUUUUAAAUGAAUAUAGGGACCGCUAGCUGAUCCAACUAUGAAGUAAAUAAAGAAAUUGUCCAGUCUUACAUCGUGUGGUCAUGCCACAACUUGUGAACUAAGCAACACACCGAAAUGUUUACUUGUAGACAGUAAACUGUUGUCGCUUUUAUUCUGACCGUCGGAUCGAGAGAGGAGCAGGGCUGCAGCUGCAGCAACCAGUCAACAUGGACACCGCGGAGGAAGCAGAUAUCUGUCGAGUAUGUCGGUCAGAGGGGACCCAGGAAAAGCCCCUUUAUCAUCCUUGUGUUUGCACCGGCAGCAUCAAAUUUAUUCAUCAAGAGUGCUUAUUACAGUGGCUAAAACACAGUAGAAAGGAAUACUGUGAAUUAUGCAAACACAGGUUUGCRUUUACGCCAAUCUACUCCCCAGACAUGCCGUCUCGCCUGCCUGUCCAAGAUAUCUUUGCAGGACUGGUUACCAGUAUUGGAACCGCCAUCAGAUACUGGUUCCACUACACACUGGUGGCCUUCGCCUGGCUCGGUGUUGUGCCUCUCACAGCAUGUCGCAUCUACAARUGUUUGUUUACUGGCUCUGUGAGCUCUCUUCUUACCCUGCCAUUAGACAUGCUUUCAACGCAGAACCUGCUUGCCGACUGCCUCCAGGGCUGUUUUGUGGUCACAUGCACGCUGUGUGCCUUCAUCAGUCUGGUGUGGCUCCGAGAGCAGAUYGUCCAUGGCGGAGCCCCACAGUGGCUUGAGCAGAAUCAAGCCCCUCUGAUUCCUAACCAGCCUGACGGCCCUGCGCGAGCUAAUGAGGAUCCAGGUGCUAAUGCUGCAGCCAACGCUCAGGCUGCUGCAGGUGCUGCAGGCGCCCCGGCAGAGGCCGGCCCCAACGAGCAGGCGAUGGGAAACCAGCACAGGGAUGAAGCUGAACUGGACGAUGACGACGGAGACGACGACGACGACGAUGACGAUGGGGACGAUGAGGAGGAAGGAGAGGAGGAAGAAGGGAGGGAAGAGGAUGCUGCUGAAGCCAAUAACGGAGGACAAGAUGCUGGGGCUCGAUGGUUCCCUAGUUUUCCUGGAGCAUGUCUUCUGGGUGGUAUCUCUUAACACACUCUUCAUCCUGGUCUUUGCUUUUUGCCCAUAUCACAUUGGACAUUUCUCAGUGGUUGGACUGGGCUUUGAAGAUUGUAUUAAAGCAUCCCAUUUUGACGGCCUCAUCACAACAAUACUGGGAUAUAUUCUCCUGGCUGGAGCACUCGUCGUCUGUCAUGCUCUGGCUUCAUUAGUGAAGUUCCAGAGGUCCCGGCGCCUUCUAGGUGUCUGCUACAUUGUUGUCAAGGUGUCCCUGCUGGUUGUCAUGGAGAUAGGCUUGUUUCCGCUCAUAUGUGGUUGGUGGCUUGACAUUUGUUCACUGGAAAUGUUUGACGCGACCCUUAAAGACCGGCUACAAAGUUUUGACUCGGCUCCUGGCACCACCAUGUUCCUUCACUGGCUGGUUGGCAUGGUCUACGUAUUUUACUUUGCUUCCUUCAUCCUUCUGCUUCGAGAGGUUCUUCGACCAGGCGUUCUGUGGUUUUUGAGGAACCUGAACGAUCCAGACUUCAACCCAGUGCAGGAGAUGAUCCACCUGCCUAUCUACCGACACCUCAGGAGGUUUAUACUGUCAGUGGUGGUUUUUGGUUCAAUAGUUCUGCUGAUGCUUUGGCUUCCAAUCAGGAUUAUUAAACUUCUCUUCCCAACCUUCCUCCCCUACAACGUCAUGCUUUACAGUGACGCCCCGGUCAGUGAGCUGUCACUGGAGCUGCUGCUGCUUCAGGUCGUUCUGCCGGCGUUGUUGGAGCAGGGCCACACCCGCCAGUGGCUCAAACGCCUCGUCCACGCCUGGACCUUCACAGCUGGAUACGUGCUUGACCUUCACUCGUAUCUUUUGGGGGACCACGAGGAGGAGGAGAACCAACCUAAUAACCUUCCUGGUCGGCUUAACAACAACCGGAUUCCUGGUCUUAGGGAGGGUCUUCAUGCUGCCCACCAAGCCAUUCUGCAGCAGGGUGGACCUGUGGGUUUCCAGCCAUACCACCGGCCCCACAACUUCUCCCUCAAGAUCAUUCUGCUGGUGGUCUUCAUGUGUGUGACUCUGUUACUAGCAAGUUUGAUCUGUCUCACACUGCCAGUGUGUGUGGGUCGGUGGAUGAUGUCUCUCUGGAUGGGCAGUGUGAUGGUUCACGAGCUGUACACAGCAGCCAGCGGUCUGUAUGUCUGCUGGCUGUCCAUUCGAGCCGCCACAGUGCUUCUGUCCUGGAUGCCACAGGGAAGGACGGUCAUCCUGAUCAAAGUCCACGAGUGGACGCUCAUGAUCUUCAAGACCAUUGUGGUAGCCAUGAUGUUAGCCGGAGUGAUCCCUCUGCUGCUAGGUCUGCUGUUUGAGCUGGUCAUUGUCGCUCCUCUCAGAGUCCCACUCGACCAGACCCCUCUCUUCUACCCCUGGCAGGACUGGGCUUUGGGCGUCCUUCAUGCCAAAAUCAUUGCUGCCAUAACACUAAUGGGCCCUCAGUGGUGGCUCAAAACAGUCAUUGAACAGGUGUAUGCUAAUGGCAUCAGAAACAUCGACCUCCAUUUUAUCAUUCGAAGUCUGGCCGCCCCCGUCAUCUGUGUCCUGUUGUUGUCUCUCUGCGUGCCCUACACCAUCUCGAAAGGCAUUACACCCAUUCUGGGAGUGCAGGCAGAGAUGCAGACUCUGGUGGAGAGGAGAAUCUACCCCUUCCUGCUGAUGGUGGUCAUACUGUUGGCCGUACUGUCCUUUCAGAUUCGACAGUUCAAACGCCUCUACGAACACAUCAAAAAUGACAAAUACCUGGUUGGACAGCGGUUGGUAAACUACGAACGGAAAAUGAGCAGAAAUUCAUCCACAUCUUACAGCAGCUCAUAGAGCUCACACUGCUGUUAGAUCACCAGGAGCAACCAGCUGCUCAUGUGGUGAACUCUUAUUUUAUUUUUUAUUUUUAUUUUUGCUUUUUACCACUUCCCAACUACCAACAUCAAACAACACUUACAAACCUUUGACUGCAGCCUCAUCCUUUUUAUUCACCAACACUUCUCCCCCUCAGGCUGGGAGGCCAACGAGCGAGGGCACAACCCACCCACCUCGGUCAUUUUGAUGUGAAAAUUGAAAAUCUGAGCAAAGUUCUUAACAAACGUGCAAAGCUCCAACUUAAACUUCAGAACCACAAAUACACUCACUGUUUCUGUUAAUUGUCAGUUUGUAGCCUCCAACUCAGGUGUAGUUUUCAAUUUUGCUUGAUUUUUAUAAAUCUUUGGCUGAAGGUCUGGUUACGUCGAGCAUUGAUUUUUAUUUUUAUUUUUAUUUUACCUCAGAUUGUGCUUCGCUUUGAUUGUUGUAAAGUAGUUUAUGUCGAGUGUCUUAUAUGUUUUCAGAGCUGCGGAUGAGAUUUUUGGACUUCAGUGGACUUGCUUCCAUAGUCCUGUAGAGUUUUCUCAUCCACGCUCUGAUAAGGAAAACAUAUUUUAUUUAGGUGUGUUUAAUGUUUCUGAAAUAGGUGUGUCCUCUGAGGAUUAUAUUCAGUAAAAGAAUGAGGGAAAAUGUUUUCUUGAAGACAAUGUCAAGGACACAACUUUUUCCUCGAGAUGUUGCUCUCUGAAUUUUAACAAGAGGCUGGUGUUUAUUUACAGACUGAUGCUUUUUUUUCCAAACAUUUCAAAACAAGGUCAAUCAAUUCAACUUUUUGUUUUAACUCCUGAAGGGUAAAAACAAGAGCUACACAGCUUAAAAUAAAUGUUGAAGCUACUUUUGUCCGUAAAAACUAAUUCAUCAUUAUAUUGUUAGUGUUGUUCCUCUGGGCAGGAAACUUAAACACAACAAUAGGACAAUGUUUUAAAGGCACAGUGUGUAGGAUUUAUUUYCAGUGACAUCUAGUGG